UAUAAAGAGUGAAGAAAUAUCAAAAGAGGAAGUAGAAAUGGAAGGAAUAGAAAAUACAGAAAAUAUGAAUAUAGCUUACAUUGAAAAGAAGAUACAACAAUAUGAAAUGAGCAAUGAUGAAGAAGCCAGCACAAACCUAAAUGUAGUCAUCAACCAAAUGCAAGAUCUCAGCAUAUCAACAUUAUUUUAUAAAGAACCAAUUGUAUCAGAUUCUCUAUAG
Molecule: messenger RNA, 220 nt
Organism: Cetraspora pellucida
Lineage: Eukaryota; Fungi; Glomeromycota; Glomeromycetes; Diversisporales; Gigasporaceae
Source: the annotation of a GenBank genome assembly